Messenger RNA from Caenorhabditis bovis, 591 nucleotides. NCBI's taxonomy places the organism in Eukaryota, Metazoa, Nematoda, Chromadorea, Rhabditida, Rhabditidae. The record is from the annotation of a GenBank genome assembly.
AUGCCAGGACAACCGAAGUUUGACUGGUUCCAGAGCGAGUCGGAGGUCGCACUCAAUAUCCUCAAAAAGGGUGUACCUCUCGAGGAAUGUAUUGUAACUUAUUCGGAUCGCAGGUUGACUGUCCAACAAAAUGAUGAGGUUCUGUUCACGGAUGUAUUAUUCAGCGAGGUGGACAAAGACCAUUUCGUUGUAAAAUGCACUCCAUCAAAGAUUGAACUUAAAAUGCCGAAGAAAGUUCGUGGCGAACGUUGGACAUCACUUUUAGCGUCCACUGAAUGUGCACCAACGGGAGCAAUGAUGGCACCAGGACCCAUCACCGAAACUCCGACAUUUUUCAAAAAAAAUUGGGAUGCCAUUGAAAAAGCUGCCAUUCAAGAGGAAGAACAAGAGAAAACUGUUGGGGAUGAGGCAACGAAUCAUUGGUUUAAAACAUUAUAUCAAAAUGCAUCAGAUGACGUCAAAAAAGCGAUGAUCAAAAGCUAUCAAGAAUCUGGUGGUACCGUGUUGUCGACGAAUUGGGAAGACAUAAAGUCGCGAAAGGUUGAGGUUCAGCCUCCAGAUUGCAUGGAAUACAAAAAAUAUGCGUCAUGA